AGUUUGACACGGGUACUUCUAAUAUUACCUGUCCUGGGAGUUUGCUGCGCCUGACGGAUCCAAACAAACGCAGUUUUCACCGUGGACAUACGCGGAAGGGAACAAUAUGCAUUUCCACAGUAUUUGAAGUAUUUCUCCAGUUAGCUGCAGACAGGCUUGGUAACAUGUCUCUGCAUUCACCUCUAAUUGGAAGCACUGCACUCGGGAUUAUGUCAACUGAGGUGUUUUGCAGAGAGACUAGAAUGGGAAUGUAUCUCGAGGAAUAAUGAAAAUGAUCAGUGGAAGUAUAGAAAGAACAUUAUAACAAUCAAAUACGAUGGAUACUCGACGGAAAAAGAAGUUGACAUUUUUCACCAUCGGACUCAUCUUUCUUCUAAGCGGUAUAGAAUAUGCUGUGAUAUUGCCCACAAUAUGGCGAUACUUGCAGACUUUAGAUGCAGCACCUUACUUCCUGGGUUUGGCUUUAUCAGCAUUCAGCCUGAGUGGCCUCCUCUCAGGACCGCUAUUUGGUCAUUGGUCUGACAGAACACGAACCACCAAGAAGAUCAUCUUGUUUGCCAAUGUUUUUGAGAUAGUUGGUAAUUUCAUGUACUUCAUGGGCUACUCCAAGUGGCUCUUAUUGUCAAGUAGACUGGUGGCAGGCAUCGGCACAGGCGCUGGCUCAUCCAUCUUUGGCUUCCUGACCAGAAGCACAGCCCCAGAGGAUCGCGCCACUGUAUUUGCAGCUGUCAUGGCAUGUCGGCAGGCUGGCCUUCUGAUUGGUCCAGCAUUUAACAUCUUCCUGAGGCUGUGUGAUUUCCACAUUGGUCCUUUUGUGGUCAAUAAAUACACUGCACCAGGGUUGUUCAUGUGUCUGCUGUGGAUUCUCCUUCAACUGGCUGUGGUCUUCAUGUACUGGGACCUACCACCUCCAGAAAGGGUUAAGGCCAAGGAGAGUUCAACAAGCAAAAACAGGGAACAGGAGAACGAGCGAGGGCUUGUGGAAGAUGAGGAAGAGGGAGAUGAUGAGGAAAAGCCACUAAUGGCGUCCCAGGAGCUGGCGGGGUCCUACGGCUCAGUGGUGACACCCAACUCAACUAGGGACCACACCUCUGACACUGUGAAUGCAACGGUGAAUCAUAUUUCUCCACCCUCUUCUCCCAUGCCACCAGAGUCCGACAGGCCUUCUAGCCCCCUUAAGAAUUUCAGCGUAACCCGAGAGUUCCUGAGAGAAGAGGUGGUUGUGCUGCUGGCUGCUCAGUUCAUCACCCUCUUCAAUCAGACAGCACUUGAGACCAUGGUGACCCCACUGACUCAGAAGUACUUCAGCUAUGGGGAGCUGGAAAACAGUGUCAUGUACUGUCUGUGUGGUGUGGAGGUGAUCGCUGGCUUCCUGUUUGUGCGCUGGCUGAGCCAGCGUGUUGCUGAGCGGGUGGUUCUGGCCAUUGGCCUCACCAUCUGCAAUAUCUCCUGUGUCUGGUGCCUCAUCUUCCUGGCCAGCCCACUGGGUGGUUUUCCGUGGCAGCUGACAGAGUUCAUCAUUGGGGUGUUUUUGCAGGUUUUGGGGUUGCCAUUUGUGGCUGUGGCCCAGGUUUCUCUCUUCUCCAAAGUCACUGCGGAGAAAACGCAAGGUUUCAGUCAGGGAGUACGUCGCUCAGUUGGUGGUCUAGCUACCAUCCUGGGCCCUCUGUGGGCUGGUGGCCUUACUGGGAACAUGUAUAUAAUGAUGGGUGUUAUGAUGGCACUUCUGGCGCUGCUAACGAUGAUGCUGGCUUUCUCAUAUGACCGGCUGGUUGAACCUGCUGCCGAGGAGGAAGAAGAAGAAAGCCCAGAGAUCUGUGGUUGAUGCAGCUGGAAACGUAGAUAUGAAAGCCAGAGCAAAGUGGGAGGUCCCUGUCCUGCACCUCACAGUCCCUCCACAGUCACUCUCUGCUUUGGGACCAACGUGCAGGGUGAUAAUACACACCAAUAUCAUACACCUCACCAACUCACGAGUUCUUCCCUAAAGCUUGGACUCGUCAAUGUUGUACACAGAGGCUGAUGAAAGUACUUAUUUGGUGUAUUUGUAUAUUUCCCAUGGAAAUAUGGAGUCCUGCUGACACCACAUGUGUCCAAGCAUUGGAUGAAAAUUGUUCCCAACCGUUUGUGUUCUGCACUAAGCACCAGGGAGGUGCAUCACAUAUUCUGCGUGUGUCUCAGCACAUGCAAUAUAAUACUUAUUGUUAAAUUAACAUGGCGAGUGGUUGUUUAUUAAAGAUAUAGCUGAAUAUCCCUGUGCUGAGAAUUGGCCUUGAUGAAUUGUGAUUUCAGUCAACUUUUAUAUUCAUAUACAUCUGAUAUAACAAAAGUUCUCCCUGAAUGCAACUAAACAUAUGCAAUUACUUUAUUUUCAUUGCAAAAUGCAUAAAUUCAUUUAAAUGCUGAACUAUAUGUUUUGUGAAUUAAUUCACUACCAUUCAAUCAGUGUGUCUAAAAGAACUGCUAAGAAUUUUAUUAAUUUGGGUUUUAAUUUAGAGUUUGUCAUCCUGUAAUGAUAUAAACACUGUUUCAAAGUCUGCACAGAUUAUCCCAACCAUAGAAGUAAUACAGUUCUCACGGAAAUGGUCAAUACCUGUAGUUUUUGGUGUGGAAAUGUUAGAUAUUAAAUUUCACAGUAUAUCUGAAAAUAAAAAUCCUUUGGAUAUCUGUAAUACCCAAAAAUAAAUGAAUGAGGCAAUUAAGUAAUAAAAGGUGUCUUGCCUUGCUUUGAAAAGAGCAGAGUAAUAAAAACGUUCAGUGGUGAUGGUGUAGUACAUAUUUUCAACACUGGUGGGCACUCUAACUCUUUCUUCUGGAUUAUACAGUUCAUUCAUUGCCAUUACUGAAUGUGAAAUAUGUUACACCAGUCAGCCAGAAAACUCCAUAAGGUCAAGUGCAGUGUCACCAAAGUAUAUUUAAAAAAAUGCUUUAUUAGCAAAUUUAGUGCUUUUAAAAAGUCUUCUAGAUGUUUUAGGUUCACAGAAAGAACAUUUACACCAAUCAGUCUCAGAACAGUUGUUUCUAAAGGCUUUAACUUUAAUGUUUUAUACCUCUUGAAAAAUCUGUUCAGGUUUUACACUCACAAAUCAAAAAAUAUGUCAUGAACUGAGACUAUUUAUUUCGUAUUUAUCAUACAUUUAUUUAUUAGAUAUUUUGUGGGCACCUAACAUGUACAUUAACUUUUUUAUUAGUUUUUGUUUUGUUUUUUUUUGUUUUUUUUAUUCCUUGUCUCUAUAUGGAAAACGAUAAAUCUUCCACUAUGCUUCAUUUAUUUAUGUUUCAUUGUUUUGGAAAUAUUUAGGAAAUAAUGAUUGUGUGUUUGUGAAGUUAUUAUGUAAGCUGAGCAACAUCGUUGUUCAAUACUGAAAUUAAUUAUAAUAUAAUGAUUCACUUAAAAAAAAUAAAGAA
Molecule: messenger RNA, 3405 nt
Organism: Scomber japonicus (chub mackerel)
Lineage: Eukaryota; Metazoa; Chordata; Actinopteri; Scombriformes; Scombridae
Gene: mfsd8l1
Product: major facilitator superfamily domain containing 8-like 1
Exons: 12
Coding region: 317-1825 (502 amino acids)
Biological process (GO): transmembrane transport
Molecular function (GO): transmembrane transporter activity
Source: RefSeq, a predicted model, not a curated record